AUGGCCAAGUUCUCAUGCUAUUCCAACGAAGAUUGGGGCUCGUGUGAUAAGCAUCAAAAUGGAAACUUCUUCCACUUGCCCCAACCAGAGGCCCAGAUUCUUCAAUUGGCAGUCGCCGCAGCUGCCGCUGCUGUUCCUUUGGGCCAGCUUCUCUCUACAUUCUUUCAGUCCGUCAAGAUUCUCCCCUUUUCCACAUUUUGCGCUCGAUCAGGGAAUAUGACAAAGAAAAAUAAAUCUUCGAAAAGGAAAGCUAGAGAAAGCAAUGUAGCCACAGCUGAUGGGAUUACUUCUGAGAUUAUAUCUACUAAGAGUCUUGGAGAUCAUAUAGAUGGAGUUCCUGUCCACAAUGAUUUGAAUGAGCCGACCAUGGGAGAGAAGCUUGCAAGCCUUAACUUGACAGAAAACAGUGAAGCCAAAAGCCAUGAUGUAGAGUUCUCUUCUCAAACAAAACCACCUAGUGCGGACUCAGUUCAUAUUUUGCUUAGGCAAGCUUUACGCGCUGAUGAUCGAGCACUUCUAGUAGAUUGCUUGUUCAGACAAGAUGAUAAGGUAAUAUCGAAUUCAGUGUCAUUGUUGAAUCCAUCUGAUGUUCUCAAGUUCCUACAGUCUCUCAUACCAAUAAUCCAAUUGAGGGGUGCUGUACUGGCUUGUACUCUUCCAUGGCUUGGAAGUUUACUACUUCAACAUGCUGGUGGAAUAAUGUCUCAAGAGUCUUCUUUGGUUGCUCUUGACUCUUUAUAUCAGCUUAUAGAAUCUAGAGUCUCAACUUUCGACCAUGCUCUUCAGUUAUCAAGUUGCUUGGACUUGCUUUAUGCAGAGACUGUUGAUGAUGUAGAGGAAGAUACUAGUAAGGUAGCACCAAUCAUAUAUGAAGACAAAGAUGAGAGUGACGAGGAGGGAUCCAUAGAUUCCAUGGAAACUGAAAGCAAUCACGAUGGUGAACGGUCUCACGUUUUUAGUGAUUUUAGUGAUGAUGAAAUAAGUGACUAG
Messenger RNA from Fraxinus pennsylvanica, 990 nucleotides. The record is from the annotation of a GenBank genome assembly. Lineage: Eukaryota; Viridiplantae; Streptophyta; Magnoliopsida; Lamiales; Oleaceae.